GCUGGAUGACUACGAGCUGGACACGUACGAAGAACUGGGCAGUCUGUUUACCGAGAUGCAGGAGAGCUCGUCAUCGAACGUGUUCCACGACGACGUCCGCGCUGCCGAGAUGAGCGAGAGUCAGAUCUUCAGUGAUAUCUCAAUGACCUCCACUUCGAGCCAGGUCAGCAGCGAGGCGAGCUCGAGUCGCGAGUCCUUGCCACGUUUGAGAAUCACGCCGACCGUGUCGGCCGGCACGCAGACACUCUUCACGGUUCACAAGUAUUUUUCCAACGCAACCUGCUGUAACGAGACGUACGACGGACGGACGCUCGAAGGUCAGAAUACCAACAGCAGUGGCGGCGAGGACUUAAAGCGUGGUAGGAGG
Molecule: messenger RNA, 367 nt
Organism: Lymnaea stagnalis (great pond snail)
Lineage: Eukaryota; Metazoa; Mollusca; Gastropoda; Lymnaeidae
Source: the annotation of a GenBank genome assembly